UCAAGUACCAGAGUUUUCCCGAGACAUACAACUAAUCCUCACUGAGGCAAACAACUCAUAUCGCAACACUGGAAGACCUUUCAUGGAUGCCAGUGUUAAAUCAGCAAUAAUGCAAGACCUUGCAAAAGUAAUUUUUUCGUACACUGCUUACCCAACCAAUCAGCAGAUCCUCUCAGUGGCUGAAGCGUUGGUUUCAAAGUUUCCGUGUCUUAAGGAGCCAGGAUCAUUUGCCGGCUUAUAUGGCUGGCAGCAGCGCAUAAAAAACAAGAUGCACAAUUACCGUGCCAAGCUAAGAUCUCGAAAAUUUUCUUACCCAGAAAUUGAAAUUAAUGCCUUAAAAAGGAAACAUCCAGCUAAUGCAGUGCCAUCAAAGAAUGUAAAAAAGCCAAAAAAAGCAGAGGUUAAUUAUCUCCCUCCGCAUCCUACUGGAGAAACACCAGAGACACUGGAGAAAGAGAGGCUUGAAAUGAUUUAUGAAAUAACAAAGAAAAACAACGCAAAGAUAAUUGCUGAUAAAAUGAAUAAAACAUUCUCUAGCAGAAGACUUGAAGUGGUCAGCAUCUGCCCCUCUGUGGGUGAAUUAAAAGAAAGGUGGCCUGCAUUAUUCACUGAGGCUCAGAUCAUCGAAGAGUUCAGACGCAUCACCACAGUUUCUUUGGUGGAGACAUUCAUGCUGAAACUUGAUGAGUACACACCAGGUCUUUUGCAGCUUAUGCGUGCCAAAGGGGGAGCUGCUGGUUCCAAGAUGAGACCUCUACUGGACACUUUGAAUGACACACAGAGCAUUGAGAAGAAAAGGGAUGUUGUUAUCUGCUGCCUCAUUAGCUACCUCGGGGAAAGACGAGAAGAUCUUUUUCAUGACUGCCAGGAAUGUGAGGAUUACACAGAUGAUAUGAUGAAAGUGAUCGUGAUCCACAACAUCAUGGCUGAGGAGGAUCCAUCAGAUGUGUUCAUUGUGAUUGAGGGAAACCAAGUGAUGGAGGGAUGUGGAAGCCGAACAAAGGCAUGUGUACUGCUGAUGGGACUGAUAUAUGCCCUCAACCUCGAAUAUCCGAAGGAGCUGAAGAACACAUUUGACACUUUUCAAAAACUGUUUUUGCAACUCGACGGGGCGGAACUACUGAACAAGGUCCACAGCCUCAAAAAUAAGCUUAUGCAAUGCACACACAUUUCCCCUCUUGUUCCCAGAGGAUCUUUUGUCCAGACGUAGCUUGAUGAAGCUGUAAUUUUUCUUCUGACAGCACACAAACUAUUGAAUGUUGGCGUUAGUGUUCUGUUCUAUCUACAUAUGUUUGAUAACGUACAUGCACAGAAACAACCUUGUAGAGUUUCUGUGCUUUUGGCUUUUAAAAUGGACUAAGUUGCCUUGGAAAGUGUUGUCUGCAAUAUCUGUUGUGUUGCACUU
Messenger RNA from Nothobranchius furzeri (turquoise killifish), 1405 nucleotides. The record is from RefSeq and is a predicted model, not a curated record. NCBI's taxonomy places the organism in Eukaryota, Metazoa, Chordata, Actinopteri, Cyprinodontiformes, Nothobranchiidae.